AUGAGUGACCCAUAUCAAACCAAGGUGAAUGAGCUCAAGGCCAAGAUCGUUCAGAAUGAAAGGAUGCGCGACAAAGCAUACCAAUUGAAGCCGCUCUUGACUGAUCGCAAUGCUCUCUCUCAGUGUGACACUGAAAUAAGAGAGUGUCAAAAGUAUAUUGAUUACUUUACAGAGGAACUUGCCAAGAUGGCAACCAAGAAGGAGUUGGAUAUAGACCACAGCAACGGCAGUACAUCAGAUGGACAUCUCAAUCCCCGUGAUGGCUCAACUCCUCCUCGCACAAGCAGCAUUGGCCCUUCCUCAGACACCCAUCAUCCAGUGAAAAAAUAUUCAACGCUAGAUUUGCUGACCACGGACACUUUAUACAACAAAUCAAAGGUGUCUCUCAAACUGCAUGAACUAGAGUACAAGCUAGAUGUCGAGAACAAAGUGUUGGCAGGUAUCAAAACAAUGGCUGAUGUCAUGGACAGAGAUCCUUCCUUGAGCGACAGAAGAAGACGCAUGGAACUUCAAGGACAAAUGUACGAGAGCAUUGAGAAAUUGAAUCUUUUGACAAAGGCCUUGCGGAAGUACAAGAGUCUGUAUAUUGGAGAGGGAGACGAUGACGAUGAUUAUGAACUGGAAACGCCACCAUCAGCUCGUAUGCCUCCAGGCUUCAGAAGGCCAGUGACAGGAAAGCUACAGCUUGAACUUGUACAGGCACGCGGGCUUGCUCAUGCGCCCACGAGAAUGUUCAAAAUGCCAGACACGAUUGUCUAUGUCAAAAUUGAUGGCAACAUUGUGUAUCGAUCCAAGCUGUCUCGCAAUGACAAAUGGCUCGACAUGUGCGAGACACAUGUCAACAAGGCAACCGAAGUUGAAAUCUCUAUCUACGAUCAAGAGGCAGAGCGCAGUUUACCUAUUGGUAUAUUUUGGCUCAAGAUCACUGACAUUGCAGAGGGCUUACGUAAGAAGAAGAUCCAACAAGAGAGUGGCCCUGGCUGGGUACCAGCUGAAGUGUAUCAAAAGCAAGAGCAGAAGGGCAUUGAUCCUACUACUAACCAGCAGCAACAGCCACAAAUUGUCCCUCAGCAGCCAUCCCAUGCUGAGUCUACGCAAGACGGCAUCCAAGCUUGGUUUGAUGUGGAGCCCUCGGGUGAAAUGCUACUUCGAGUGAACUUUGUGCGUGAGGCUGCCAAUCGUCGUCCAUUGGACAAGUUGGGUCGUGCUGGUGCUGUCAGACAAAGACGUGAGGAAGUCCAUGAAAUGAAUGGCCAUCAAUUUGUCGAGAAGAAGUUUUACAACAUCAUGCGCUGUGCUCUGUGCGGGGAGUUCAUGGUCAACAGUGGUUAUCAGUGUGAAGAUUGUGAGUACACAUGUCACAGAAAGUGCUUUACAAAGGUGGUUACCAAGUGCAUUUCCAAAGCGAAUGCCGACAAGGAUGCUGAUGAAGACAAGCUGAACCAUCGCAUUCCUCAUCGUUUCGAGCCCAUCACCAACAUUGGCGCCAAUUGGUGUUGUCAUUGUGGAUACAUGUUACCCUUGGGAUCUAAAGGUGCUAAAAAGUGCUCUGAAUGUGGUGUUACUUGCCAUACAAAAUGUCAACAUUUUAUUCCUGAUUUUUGUGGUUUAUCCAUGGAAAUGGCAAAUCAGAUGCUGGCUGAAAUCAAGGCAGCCAACAAGCGCAAGACCCUGGAAGGUGCUACUGUCACUCCAUCUACCUCUUCGACUACAAGCAGCAAUAAGCCAAGUCGUUCAUCACGCCAUGAGGACGAGAAUAAGCUCAGUGAUCAAAUGUCUCAAUUGUCGUUGAAUCAACAAAAGCCGCUGCCUGUUCCUCAGCAACAGCAACAGCAACAACAGCAACAACAGCAACAACAGCAACAACAACAACAGCAGCAGCAACAUAUGCAAAUGCCACCUAGUCCUGUUGGCCGCAUUCAAUCUUCUCCUCCACCCCUAUUACCCCCUCAUGGCCAGCCUUACCAGCCUCAACAACAGCAAUACCCAGUUCAAACCAAUGAUCCUCGUUACCAGCAACAACAACCAUUUGAUCCUCGCUAUCAACAGCAAGCCCGUCCUCAAUCACCUUAUCAACAGCCUGUUUCUGGUGGCAAUUCACCCAACAUACGUCCUGUGUACACGCAGACACCGUCUGCGAUGGAAGUAGCACGUCCGCCUGUGCAAACAAAACCAGUGCAACAACAGCAGCAACAGCAACAAGUGCAGCAGCAGCAAGCAGCUCAAAGACGUGUUACACUCAACGAUUUCAACUUUUUGUUUGUUCUUGGUAAAGGUAACUUUGGCAAAGUCAUGUUGGCAGAGGACAAAUAUGAUAAGCGUCUUUACGCUGUCAAAGUGCUAAAGAAGCGUUUUAUCAUUGACAAUGAUGAAAUUGAAAGCGUUCGAUCAGAGAAACGCAUCUUCCAAGCUGCUAAUCGUGAAAGACAUCCCUUCUUGAUUGGUCUUCAAUCAUGUUUCCAAACCGAAUCUCGCGUCUACUUUGUCAUGGAGUAUGUCAGUGGUGGUGAUUUGAUGUGGCACAUUCAAAGAGAACCAUUUUCUGAAAGACGAGCCAAGUUCUAUGCCUGCGAAGUCUUGUUGGCAUUGGAGUAUUUCCACAGUCAGGGUAUCAUUUAUCGUGAUCUGAAGCUGGACAACAUCAUGUUGGGAUUGGAUGGUCAUAUCAAGGUGGCUGAUUACGGUCUCUGUAAAGAAAACAUCUGGUAUGAUGACACUACAGGCACUUUCUGUGGUACACCCGAGUUUAUGGCACCUGAAAUCCUGCUGGAACAAAAGUAUGGCCGUGCUGUAGACUGGUGGGCAUUUGGUGUCCUUGUGUAUGAAAUGCUGUUGGGUCAAUCACCAUUCCGUGGUGAAGACGAGGAUGAAAUUUUCGACGCUAUCCUCGAAGAUGAGAUCCUUUAUCCUGUAAAUAUGUCGAGAGAUUCCGUCUCCAUCUGUCAGAGACUGUUGAAUCGUGAUCCCAAAAAGAGAUUAGGUGCUGGUCCAUCCGAUGCUGCCGAGAUCAAAGAGCAUCCCUUCUUCCAUGGCGUUAAUUGGGAUGACAUGCUUGCCAAGCGUGUACCUCCUCCCUUCUGCCCGUCUAUCACUGGUCCUCUUGAUACAUCUAACUUUGACGAAGAAUUUACGCGUGAGAGACCUGCCUUAACUCCCAUCAACAGUGUCCUGAAUCGUGUCGAACAACAAGAAUUUCAAGCAUUCUCCUAUGUUGCUGAUUGGACUCAAGCAGGGCCAUCAUGGUAA
This is a messenger RNA of Mucor velutinosus, 3246 nucleotides long. RefSeq lists its product as uncharacterized. The coding region runs from base 1 to 3246 and encodes 1081 amino acids. Gene Ontology annotation, molecular function: protein serine/threonine kinase activity; ATP binding. The record is from RefSeq and is a predicted model, not a curated record. Gene Ontology annotation, cellular component: cytoplasm; nucleus. NCBI's taxonomy places the organism in Eukaryota, Fungi, Mucoromycota, Mucoromycetes, Mucorales, Mucoraceae. Gene Ontology annotation, biological process: signal transduction; protein phosphorylation. The transcript is spliced from 6 exons.